AGAAAUAUAGAACAACAACAACAACAACAAGAAGAACACACGAAUAAGAAGAAAAAGAAGAAGAAGAAGAAGAAGAGAAGCUUAUGGCAGGAGGAGGAACAGAAGCGUUUCCUGAUCUUGGAGAGCAUUGCCAAGACCCUGAUUGCAAAUUACUCGAUUUUCUCCCUUUUACUUGCGACGGCUGCAAAUUGGUGUUUUGUUUGGAGCAUAGAUCAUACAAGUCACAUAACUGUCCGAAAUCCGAUCAUGGGAGCAGAACGGUUUCCAUCUGUGAAACAUGUUCAAUAGCGAUUGAAACAACUGGUUUUGAUGAAAAAGGAAUCAAAUCUUUGCUUGAGAAACACGAAAGAUCCGGAGAUUGUGAUCCAAACAAGAAAAAGAAACCAACGUGUCCUGUAAAACGUUGCAAAGAGAUUCUGACUUUUGCGAAUAACCUUACUUGCAAAUAUUGUGGAGUCAAGUUCUGUUUGAAACACCGGUUUCCGACAGAUCAUGUCUGUAACAAGAAGAUCAUUAAUACCGCGGGAACAAGCUCGAGGUGGAACGAGAGGUUUAUGGAAGCUUUGAGUUUAAGAAACCAGAAAGGGUGUGGAAGAGGGAGCUCUGUUUCAUCAAAAUCUUCACCAUCAGUUAGAUCGUUUUAGUUUCUUCUCUUGUAACAAUAGUUUGCAUCAACCAAUUCCUUCUUUAUGUUCUCAUGUAUUUUCCAUUGUUUGCAAGAAAGAAGAUUAAUAUUUUCAUGAGUAAUAUUUCGUAAGAGAAGGAAGAAGAAUGUUUUUAUUAAUAUUAACUUCAUUGGGAAGUUUCUUCUAAAUUUUUAGAUUCGGUUUUGGGUCCAAUUUUUUGGGUCGGUUCCAAUACUCAGUAAGAAGACUACUUAGAAAAUGUAAAUGUGGUGCAGUGUCUGUAAUCUAGAUUGCAUAUACAUUGAAGAACCCAAAGAUUGAAUUGUUGUUCGUAUGGCUUAAAUGAGCUAUGGUUGAAGAGAUGGAAGAGGUUGAGAGUGUUGUUUACAAGACACAAGUAGAUGUGUGAUCCUUAGAGAAAGGUUUAUAUGAUGUGGGAGCUGAGAUGGAGAGUCUAGCAGGUGAGACACGCACAUGUG
Arabidopsis thaliana (thale cress) is the source of this 1105-nucleotide messenger RNA. RefSeq names its product zinc finger (AN1-like) family protein (gene PMZ). Bases 84 to 644 code for a protein of 186 amino acids. Gene Ontology annotation, molecular function: zinc ion binding. NCBI's taxonomy places the organism in Eukaryota, Viridiplantae, Streptophyta, Magnoliopsida, Brassicales, Brassicaceae. The transcript has 3 exons. The record is from RefSeq and is marked reviewed.